AUGGGAAACGAAGAUCGAUCCACCAAAAACUCUUCUGCCAGCGUCAUUGAAGUUUCUCCAGAAAUUCCGAACGAAAGCGAAGCACAGGCGGAUCCCGUUGAAAUUAAAGUGUACAAAAAGAGAUGGUUCAUUUUGCUACAAUUCACGUUACUUGCAACCGGAAAUAAGUUCCAGUACCUCCAGUAUACCAUUAUUCAAAGCAUCGUAACAAGAUACUACGACGUAUCAACACUAGCAGUGCAGAGCACAGUCAUUGUGUUCAAUCUAUCGGUGCCGAUUAUGAUAUACCCCUGCACUUUGAUCAUGAACCGCUGGGGCCUGCGACUCACCAUGAUACUAGUGUCAUUGUCCACUUGUCUUGGCACGUGGAUAAAAUACAUAGCAACGUCACCUGACACCUUUGUUUUGGCAGUUCUCGGCCAGACACUCGUCGGAGCCUGGCAAGGGGUAGUGAUAUCCCUGCCCGGAAUACUUGCGGCACGAUGGUUCGGGCCCAACGAAGUUGCCACGGCUACGGGUAUGGGCUUCGUUGGUCAGAAGGUGGGCAUGGCGGCAAUGUCCUUUCUCGUGCCCGCCGUCGUUACAACGGAAGUUUUUAAGAGGGAGCCAAAACUACCACCAAGCAAAUCCAGAGCACUGCAAAAGCUCAAAGAAAUCGACAGUGACGGAUUUUGGAGGUCCCUCUGUCAGCUUUUGAAAAACAAACAUUAUUGUUUGCUUUUUUUGGCUCAAAGUUUACUGAUGGGCCAACUCACAGCCAUGAGUUCUCUACUCAACCCGCUUUAUACGACUCAUUUCAAGAAUGAAGAAAAAAAUGCUGGUAUCGUUAGUUUGAUUAUCAUUGUGAGUGGCCUCGUAGGGGCCAUAAUUUUCAGCAGAAUUUUAGAUGCAACUAAAAAAUUCAAAGCCUUGGCUGUUUCUCUGUAUGCAGGAUUCGUCUUAAGUUUGGUGGCAUUUCCGAUUUGUUUCUACAUCAUCAAAGUUAAAUGGACUAUUUUCAUAGUGGCUGGUAUAUACGGAUUGUUUGGAUAUGGCUAUCAACCAAUUAGCUGUCUAAUUUUAACUGUUUUAACACAAGUGGGGAAUAAAAGAGAAAUUGCAGGUAAAGAUAAAGGUAAAGAUACCUCAUUACAGACCAAUGAGAAGUACUAA
Molecule: messenger RNA, 1152 nt
Organism: Copidosoma floridanum
Lineage: Eukaryota; Metazoa; Arthropoda; Insecta; Hymenoptera; Encyrtidae
Product: putative MFS-type transporter C09D4.1
Biological process (GO): transmembrane transport; heme export
Cellular component (GO): membrane
Molecular function (GO): heme binding; heme transmembrane transporter activity
Source: RefSeq, a predicted model, not a curated record